Molecule: messenger RNA, 572 nt
Organism: Nomia melanderi (Alkali bee)
Lineage: Eukaryota; Metazoa; Arthropoda; Insecta; Hymenoptera; Halictidae
Source: RefSeq, a predicted model, not a curated record
UUGCGCGCGUACUGACAACGAAAUGUUUAUAUUUCAGGAACGACUUACCGGUCAACGUUUGAACAUUAUUAUUGUAGCCGAGGGAGCAGUGGAUAGAAACGGCGAACCGAUCACCGCUGAAAAAGUUCAUAAAGUUGUCGUUGACAAGCUACAGCAAGAUACCAGGAUUACCGUCCUUGGUCAUGUUCAGAGAGGCGGUAAUCCGUCGGCGUUUGACAGAGUUCUGGGUUGUCGAAUGGGUGCAGAAGCCGUAAUGGCUUUAAUGGAGGCAACGCCGGAAACAGAAGCGUGCGUGGUUACAUUGGACGGAAAUCAAGCUGUUCGAUUGCCGCUAAUGGAAUGCGUUCGUCGUACCAAGGCAGUGGCGCAUGCCAUGGCCGAUAAAAAUUGGGAUUUAGCUGUUCAGCUUCGUGGAAAAGGAUUUGCUCGCAACUUGGAAACGUACAAGAUGUUGACUCGUCUGAAAGCGCCUGUAGAUCAUGACCCGAACAAGGAAAGUAAUGGCCCCACAUUGACGAAGCAAUACACUUUGUGUGGACAAGUAAGUUAACAGAACGCAAUCAUAAAUCAUC